This is a messenger RNA of Sceloporus undulatus (fence lizard), 759 nucleotides long. RefSeq names its product mitochondrial ribosomal protein L13 (gene MRPL13). The transcript has 7 exons. The record is from RefSeq and is a predicted model, not a curated record. Gene Ontology annotation, cellular component: mitochondrial large ribosomal subunit; ribosome. Lineage: Eukaryota; Metazoa; Chordata; Lepidosauria; Squamata; Phrynosomatidae. Gene Ontology annotation, molecular function: mRNA binding; structural constituent of ribosome. Gene Ontology annotation, biological process: translation; negative regulation of translation. The coding region runs from base 1 to 582 and encodes 193 amino acids.
AUGUGGCAGCACUUGGCAAGGUACCAUCUACUUCAAUAUAUUAACUACCUUUCUGUUAUUUUUUUAAAGCAAUGGGCCACAUUUGCUCGAUCCUGGUUUCUUUUAGAUGCGAAGAUGCAACCACCAGGAAAAAUUGCAGCCAUCACUGCCAUCAGACUUCAGGGGAAACAUAAGCCUGUGUAUCAUGCUUUAAGUGACCUUGGAGAUCAUGUUGUCAUAAUAAACACAAGACAUAUUGCUUUUUCUGGCAACAAAUGGGAGCAGAAGGUGUAUUCAUCACAUACUGGAUAUCCUGGUGGUUUCAAACAAGUGACAGCAGCUCAGUUGCAUCAGAGAGAUCCAACAGCAAUUGUAAAACUGGCUAUUUAUGGAAUGCUUCCCAAAAACCUUCACCGAAGGACCAUGAUGCAAAGACUACAUCUUUUUGCUGAUGAUGUUAUCCCUGAAGAAAUACGUAAGAAUCUUGUAGAGGAGCUUCCACAGCCUCGUAGGGUGCCCAAGAGGUUAGAUGAAUUCACACAGGAGGAAAUUGAUGCUUUCCCAAGGCUUUGGACUCCGCCUGAAGACUUUCGGCAAAGGUAGUGGGAGGAGUGUAACAAACUGGAAUGUGGCGCCUGCAUCCCUUCUCUCUUCAAGCUCCCAGCACUUUGCAGCCUGGCUAUUUGCAUAAAUGUUUAAUUUACCAGCUUUAAAUUGAAAUGUUUUUUCAGGUGUGGUCAGUAUUGUUUGGUAAAUAAAUAUCUAAAUCUGAGACUCAUA